AUGGGGAGUCCGGUUUCCGCUGUCAUUGCCAACCUCUGCAUGGAGAAUUUCGAAGAACAGGCGAUAACUACAUCAUCCUACGAGCCUAGGAUCUGGAAACGCUACGUGGACGAUACCUUUACCAUCCUGGAUCGCGAAAACGUGGAUGACUUCUCACAGCAUCUAAACAACCAGCAGCCCUCCAUCCACUUCACCAUGGAGACAGAGAAAGACAACAAACUCGCCUUCCUGGACACCGCAGUUUUAAGAGAACCUGACGGCUGCCUCUCCACCAGCGUAUACAGGAAGCCCACGCACACCGAUCAAUACCUAGCGUAA
Molecule: messenger RNA, 318 nt
Organism: Pocillopora meandrina
Lineage: Eukaryota; Metazoa; Cnidaria; Anthozoa; Scleractinia; Pocilloporidae
Source: the annotation of a GenBank genome assembly